AAGGCGAAGAAGUGACAAGGAUGAGCAGCAAAGACGGCGAGCCCCUCAACUCUGAAAGCGGGGUGAAGAAGAUGUUGAAGUGCGUAGUGGUUGGUGAUGGGGCCGUGGGGAAAACCUGCCUGCUGAUGAGUUAUGCCAACGACGCUUUCCCGGAAGAAUAUGUGCCUACGGUGUUUGACCACUAUGCAGUAACUGUGACCGUCGGAGGCCGACAGCAUUUGCUUGGGCUUUAUGACACUGCAGGGCAGGAGGACUACAAUCAACUAAGACCCCUCUCCUAUCCCAACACCGACGUGUUCUUGAUCUGUUUCUCGGUGGUCAAUCCGGCCUCAUACCACAACGUCCAGGAGGAAUGGGUACCAGAACUGAAAGUCUGCAUGCCCCACGUGCCUUAUGUUCUGAUCGGAACACAGAUUGACCUUCGAGAUGACCCCAAAACCUUGACGCGGUUACUUUACAUGAAGGAGAAGCCCCUGACUUAUGAACAUGGCAUCAAACUGGCUAAAGAGAUCGGAGCCCAGUGCUACUUGGAGUGCUCAGCGUUGACUCAGAAAGGUCUGAAGGCCGUCUUUGAUGAAGCCAUACUCACCAUCUUCAGCCCUAAGACCAAGAAGAAACCUUGUGUCAAGUGCUGCGGCAGCUGUACGGUCGUAUGACGGCACCUGGAUUCCAAGUGGAGCUCUGCUGGGCUUCUGGCCAAAGCAUCCUUACGUUCCAAGCCGCACCUGCACAGAGGGACAUGACCAGGAAGGAGCCGUUUCAUUAAGAGGCUCCUCCCGCAUCUGUGAUUCCUCUAAGUGCAUUCCUGUAGCCUUUUCAUACCUUCCUCGCCUUUUUUUCUUAACCACUCUAGAGCUGUAUAUACAAUAAGGAUGUCCAUUGCUGGGAAAUCCAUUUCUUCUUUGACUGGCCGGAAUUCUGCAACGCCUAUGACUCGCUUUGUUUCUGCGAGCCGAGCUGAGGGCUGUUCCUAGAAGUCCAGAAACUUUUUUGCACGUUUGUGGGGUGGGGGAGAGGUUCUGAAAUUUCUGCCGAUUUCCGAGCAAAUGCGCAAGUUACGGCCGAAUUUGUGUAAACCCCCGAAAUUGCAGAACCUCAAAAAAAAUGUGCAAAAUUGCCAGAAAACCUGCAAACUCACUCUGAAUGAGUCAUGCCAAACCAAAUGACUCAGCCUCCCGAAACAAAGUCCGGGAGGUCGUGCCUAGGAAAACAUGUCAACUUCCACCCUCAGAAAGAGAUUUCUCUGACAUCCCUAAUUUACAAGCACUCAGGCCCGUAUUGCGGCAGUUUUCCGUGAGCAAGCCAGCUUAUAAAGCAAAGACGCUAAGAUAACUCUUCCUGCAGUUCGGAUCCAUGACGUGCCUGAAGGAAAACUAAAGUAUCCAAAGAUCCUGAUCAUGCAAAGGAGCCAAAAGAACCCGGAU
Messenger RNA from Elgaria multicarinata webbii, 1424 nucleotides. It is a transcript of the gene RHOJ, whose product is annotated as ras homolog family member J. The record is from RefSeq and is a predicted model, not a curated record. Gene Ontology annotation, biological process: establishment or maintenance of cell polarity; Cdc42 protein signal transduction; endocytosis. The transcript has 5 exons. Lineage: Eukaryota; Metazoa; Chordata; Lepidosauria; Squamata; Anguidae. Bases 21 to 656 code for a protein of 211 amino acids. Gene Ontology annotation, molecular function: GTPase activity; GTP binding; protein kinase binding.